This is a messenger RNA of Melitaea cinxia (Glanville fritillary), 1761 nucleotides long. RefSeq names its product E3 ubiquitin-protein ligase RING1 (gene Sce). The record is from RefSeq and is a predicted model, not a curated record. NCBI's taxonomy places the organism in Eukaryota, Metazoa, Arthropoda, Insecta, Lepidoptera, Nymphalidae. Gene Ontology annotation, molecular function: chromatin binding; ubiquitin protein ligase activity. Gene Ontology annotation, cellular component: PcG protein complex; ubiquitin ligase complex. The coding region runs from base 105 to 1238 and encodes 377 amino acids. The transcript is spliced from 4 exons.
CUAUGGAUUUAAUCAUAACAUGGCGAAGGCAGUGCGAAUUGUCAAAUUCCUAUAAUGUUUACAAUUUUUUAAUCGGACGCUUGAAUUAAUUAUUAAACCUCAAAAUGUCUUCAACGGAGCCAUCUCAGAAUAAAACAUGGGAGCUUUCCCUUUACGAACUUCAUCGUACUCCGCAGGAAGUUAUAACAGAUGCCACUGAAAUCGCAGUCUCCCCACGUAGCUUACAUAGUGAAUUAAUGUGUCCCAUUUGUUUGGAUAUGCUCAAAAAGACUAUGACUACUAAAGAAUGCCUUCACAGGUUUUGUUCAGACUGUAUUAUAACGGCUCUUAGAUCCGGCAAUAAGGAAUGCCCUACGUGCCGUAAAAAACUUGUAUCCAAGAGAUCUCUGAGGCCUGAUCCAAACUUCGAUUUAUUAAUAUCGAAAAUUUACCCGAGCAGAGAUGAGUAUGAGGCUCAUCAAGAACGUGUUUUGGCUAAAAUAAACAUGUCGCACUCACAAGCGUCGCUGGUUAAUUCAAUAACAGAAGGCAUAAAAUUACAAUCACAAAACAGACCACAAAGAGCUAGAAAAAAUCAUGAAGACAAUAGUAAUCCAUCCAACUCCAACGGCACCUCGGAGCCUACACAGAACGGGAGCAGCUCAUCAGUGCCCAAGGACAGUACCUCUACCACGAGUAAUCCGACUCCACCUGGUCAAUCGACGUCGAACCCCGCUUCUGUAAGAAGCACUCCAUCCCCGGUCCCAUCAAAUGUUAGUUCUAUAUCAAAAAACACGACCACAACUAAAAGAGCAAAGUCUAUUUUAACUUCAGAACGAAGUGAGGAGAGUGAAUCUAGUGAUGGCAGAACCGAAGGUGAGAAUUCAAUGGACACAGAGGGGGAAGGGGAGCCACUGAACCCAAACGAAAUAGAGUUGGUGUUCAAGCCGCACCCCACGGAAAUGACGGGAGACAACCAGCUCAUGAGAGCUCUGAGGGACAGCUCUGUUCGAUAUCUGAAAACGACUGCUAAUGCCUCAGUGGAUCACCUUAGCAAGUACUUAGCUAUGCGUCUAACUCUGGACUUAGACGCAGAACUACCUGAAGCAUAUCGUCUUCUAAACUUUUGCAUCUAUGUAGCACCAUCUCCCGGUCAGUUUGUGCCCCUUGCUGGCUCACAAACUUUGAGGCAGAUCAAUGAUAAAUUCUGGAAGGUAAACAAGCCUCUGGAAAUGUAUUAUUCUUGGAAGAAAACCUAGAAAUAAUUUACAUUUUAGUUAUGCUAUAAUAACUAAAAUGAAAACAGUGCUUAUUACAUAGUUUUAGGGAUAAAUUAAAUUUUAAACGAGACAUGGACUCUUUUAACAUCUAAUAAAUUGUAAUAAAUAUUAUAUUAAUAUUUGUAUGAAUAAGUUUUAAUAAAAAUUUCUUAAAAUCUUAUAAGUAAUUUAAAACAUGUAUUUGAAGAGUAAGUUCAAUAUUGUAUUUGUAUGAAUUACAUAAAAAAAAUUGUGAGAACUGAGAAUUGCUAAAUGUAAUAUUAUGUUUUAUCAUUUAAAAAAUAAGCCUACAUAGUGUGAAAUACACGUAAUAUUUUAUAUAAAGAUAUUAGAUGUUAUUUUAUUCUUAUUAUGAUGAUGUACUGAAACAAUAUCUUUGUACAAAAGAAGUUGGAAUCUGGAAAUCCAUGAUUCAGUAAUAUGGUUUUAUAAUUUUCAGAUAUAAUCCUAUUAGACAUGUGUAUAGUUGUGCAAUUAUAAUUAAAUUACGUUCAACCUGUAA